CUAUUUUGUUAGUGUCAAACUAAACGAUUUUCAAUAAAAGCAAAAGAAAAAUUCUGCGUUUUAUUUUGUUUUGUCUCCAGAUAGAAAGUGUUUUAACUUUAAAGCAAUUCAAAAAUGGGAAAAGGAUUCAAUAAUUACAUGUGCAAAAAGUUCUUUCAUCCCGCCUCCAGAGAUAAUUUGAAACGGGUAUGGAUGGCAGAACAACAGGCGGAGGCCUACAAAAAGAAACAGGAGGAACUGCGGAAUCAAUAUGAAAAGGAACAGGAACUGCACGACAACAAAGCUAUGCUCAGCAAAGAAAGCAAGGACAAGCUGAGCGUUAAUUUCAUGUACGAACUUCCCCCAGGCAUGAAGAAGGAACGGGAGAAGGAAACUACCGACGAGGCAGAGUACAAAUUCGAAUGGCAACGCAAAUAUAAUGCCCCAAGAGAAAGUUACUGUAAGGGCGAUACGGAGAUUCGUGAUCAGCCAUUUGGUAUUCAAGUGCGAAACGUACGUUGCAUCAAAUGUCACAAAUGGGGGCAUAUCAAUACCGAUAAGGAAUGCACAAUGUACAGUCUAUCCAUGAGCGAAGCCAAAAAAAUUCAUUCCGAGGCCGAAGCCAAUCAAGUUCUUUCGAAAAACGAUUUGGAACAAGGUCUCCGUGAAGAUGGCCUUGCUAUGAAGAGAAGUGCUAAAGAACUAUCCACGUCUCAUAAGCUGGUAGAAGAACCCGGAAUGGAUAAGGUACAGACUGAAACCGACUUUAUCAGAUCGCUUUCCACGAAGCAAAAGAAGAAGCUACUCAAAAAGUUAGAGAAGAUUGAAAAGCGCCACAAACAGGAGAAAAAGCAUAAGAAAAAGCGAAGAUCAGGUUCCAGUACAUCCAGCAGCUCAUCAAGUGAUUCCGACAAUGAAAAGCAAAAGCGUUCGGCGAAGAGAAAUGAACGAAAAACUCGCCGCGAAUCGAAUUCGGAGGACGAAGAUGAAAAAAGAAUCAAUAAGGAUAGAUCAAGAAAACGAUCUCGUUCACCACAUGCAAGUCGCCAUUACGGAGGAAACAGUUACGGCAGGCGAGACAGAGAACGUGACCAUUCCCGUUCAAGAAGCCCUCGACGUGAUCGUAAAAGACGUUAACUUUCGGAACUCGAGGGAAAAAUUGCACACUCAUGCAUUAGCGAUAAAUUUCAAAACUUGUGUUUAUUGUGAAGUUUAAUAAUCAAUAAAAACAUAUCAAUUAGUACAUUCA
Armigeres subalbatus is the source of this 1228-nucleotide messenger RNA. Its product is annotated as corepressor interacting with RBPJ 1. Gene Ontology annotation, molecular function: transcription corepressor activity. Gene Ontology annotation, biological process: negative regulation of DNA-templated transcription. The transcript is spliced from 3 exons. The coding region runs from base 115 to 1116 and encodes 333 amino acids. The record is from RefSeq and is a predicted model, not a curated record. NCBI's taxonomy places the organism in Eukaryota, Metazoa, Arthropoda, Insecta, Diptera, Culicidae. Gene Ontology annotation, cellular component: nucleus.